Molecule: messenger RNA, 1275 nt
Organism: Knipowitschia caucasica
Lineage: Eukaryota; Metazoa; Chordata; Actinopteri; Gobiiformes; Gobiidae
Source: the annotation of a GenBank genome assembly
AUGAUGCUUGUGUUUGUUCUUUGUCAGAAUAUAGCGUACGGUUUGGCCUUCGUCAAGUUCCACUCACCUCCAGACAAGAACGACCCUCCAGCAGCUACUCCACCUAAACUGACGAAGCUGGGCCAGUUCAGGCUGAAGGACGAGUCUCCGUCUGCAGCUCCAGGUCUGCAGCCUGGGUCUCUGUUCACGGCCUCUAAGUCCUCCGAACUCAAAGCGUCGCCGCAGAAGGAAAAGUUGAGUUAUGCCGCAGCUGCUCUGAAGACCGGAGGCAGCUCGCACUCGUCCGGCCAAGCCUCCUCCUCCACCUCUCCACAGGCUCCUGUAAAGAGAAAAUAUGAGUUCAGCCAAGAGCGGCAGUCUGCGCCUCCACCAGCGAAGAAAACCAGUCCUAUGGGUUCUCCUGAAGUGAAGGCAGCUACGCCCAAACACAAGGCCAGUCCGCUCAGCACUCCCAGCUCUGCUAAAGCUUCACCAGCUCCAAAACAACCAGAGAAGAAGAGAGAGAGUCUGUCCAAAGCCGAGGCCAAACCCAGAGCCCAUAAACCCGGUUCUCCGCGGGUCCAGCCCCCGCCCUUCCCCCGCCUCCUGGAGGGUGUGGUGUUCGUGCUCAGUGGAUUCCAAAACCCCUUCAGAGCAGAGCUGCGGGAGAAGGCCCUGGACAUGGGGGCCAAGUACAGACCGGACUGGACCCCGGACGCCACACACCUCAUCUGUGCCUUCGCCAACACCCCCAAAUACAGCCAGGUGAAGGCAGCGGGGGGCAUCAUCGUCCGCAAGGAGUGGGUCAUGGACUGCCACAAGAGGAAGCAGAACGUCUCCUUCAAGAGGUACCUGAUGGACGGCGGCGAGUCCAGUUCUGAGAGUGGGACUGAGGCUGACGACCAGAGCGAUGAGGAAGUGAACACAAAGAAGAAGCAGGUCACCCCCAGAAAGACGCCACAGAAAGACGACGAUGAUGAAUAUGGCGGCUCUACAGAUGUGGAGGAAGCAGGAGGUGACGAUGAUGAAGAUGAAUCAGGAGCAGACACUGAAGACGAACUCCAGAGAGUGGAGAAGGAGAACAUGCAAAAGAAAGCGGCCUCAGUGAAGGUGAAAGAGGAGGAGGACCCAUACGCUGCCUCCACAGACGAGAACACAGACGCAGAAGCAGAUCAGGACUACCCCAUCCCCGAGCUGCCAGACUUCCUGUCGGGAAAGCAUUUCUUCCUCUUCGGCAAAUUCCCCAACAAUGAGCGCCGGCUUCUCCUGCGGUACAUCGUGGCUUUCAAUGGGUGA